Messenger RNA from Danio aesculapii, 1675 nucleotides. RefSeq names its product keratinocyte differentiation factor 1b (gene kdf1b). The transcript has 4 exons. Gene Ontology annotation, biological process: regulation of epidermal cell division; keratinocyte development. The record is from RefSeq and is a predicted model, not a curated record. The coding region runs from base 311 to 1318 and encodes 335 amino acids. Lineage: Eukaryota; Metazoa; Chordata; Actinopteri; Cypriniformes; Danionidae. Gene Ontology annotation, cellular component: cell junction.
GUAGCUUACGAGAUCUACCUGUGGGUUCAUGGAAAGAGGUACGACACGCAUUAAGGGCAGUCGGCUUGCUUUCGGUUUAAUUUAUUUGUCGAAGUUUGAGGACGGCUGGUUAAAAAAAAUCUGUAGGGUACAUUCGUGGGCCAAGAUUAACACCAGGUUGAACAACCUUUUUGAGCUGUCCGGACUUCCGGAAGAGAUUCGUGAGACAGACCGCGACAUUUCCCCCAUAUGGUACCCUGAGGGCUCAGUUUAGCAUCAGGUAACCAACAAAGCAGACAACAGAGGGCGGUCUGGGUCGAGUGUUGUCCCUAUGGAGAACAACCCGUCCUGGACCAGUGGUCCCAUUGAUGAAGGGCCAUACCAAGAGCGCUCUGUCGACCCUGUCGAGAUUGAGAUCCAAAGUUAUGGAGUACGACACAAAGUUAACAAGGAUGCCAAUGGAAAUACAACUGGGCCAGAGACUGUAAGCUUUCUCCCUGCUAAAGAGGAGCAUGUUUCUGGGUCAUGUAUGUGUGGACCUUGCGCUACUGUGGGUAGCUGCAGGAAGCUUUUUUGUAGUGUGUUGACUUGUGGAUUGUACCGCAUAUGCCGACGUUUGCCUUGCCUCGUUACGAAUGAAAGCGCAGCGGUCAAUACGCAGACAGAGAUCCAGCCAACCUCUUCACAGGUUCAGGAGAGCUUCUAUCCCGACAUCCGCAUUGGGGGGGUCAAGGUUGACAUAUCUGUGAUUGAAGAUGAUGAUGGGUUUGAUUCUGUUUCCCCUUCUACGUUUGAAAUGAAUAGUUUGAACUACAAGAGUGAGUUACUGAAAGAUGAUUUAGUCAAUGGUAAAAAGAUGGAAGAUGUGGAUCAACUCAUCACCCAGAAACUUAUGGAGGUCUUCUCUGAGUUUGAGAUCAACGAGUUGGCCAAGUGCACCACAGACUCCAUGUUUCUGCAGCGGUCCCGGGAAAUCAGUCAGCUGAUCUCAGAUAUUGUGCAGGAGCACAACAUGGAGGAGAAGGAAGCCGAGUGCAGGCUGGUUCGAGAGAUUAUUCGCAUAAGUACACGGAAAAGUAAGAAGAGGCCCCAAAUCAAACAGCCGGAAUUGCAGCGGGACAGUGGCAAUGACACCUGGAACAGUAAAGGCAUGAGCCAGAAGAGCAGCUUCAAUUCCAUGAGUGGUCAAAAUUUGCAGAUUUCUUUGGAGAGGUCUGAUGACAUAGAAGCCAGGAAAUUUCGCAACAACAGUAACCAGUCAUUCUCUCGGAGUUUCCAGGAAACUGGAGUGCCCAUUACAUCGGAUACACCUUUACUAUACAGCCGCAUUCAGGCAUGAGAAUAUCCUUUCAGACCGUACAUACGUAAUUAUUUUUAAACGUCCAUUUAUAAUGAAUCCAUCUCUGUGAAGAAUGUAUCCUCUGGCUUCCACUGUAGUGAGGAUGAUUUUGAAGUAAACCCUUAAAAAUUGUGAGUUGUUUAGUGCAUCUCAAAAUGUAGUUGUAUUUAUGCUUGUUAUUCAUAUUUUUGUCCUUUGUUUUUUUUUUUUUUUUUUUUGAGGAUGUGUGAAGUAUCUGAAUGUUGCAGUCAAGGUGACACAUUGACUUUGCUUGACUUGUGAAAAACUGUAUGACCUCUUUCUAACCAACAUAUGAAUAUAUACUGUACACUUAAAAAAAUUCUAUGCUCAAUUAGU